GGAGCGCGAAGCCGCGGCGUUUGAGCCUGCGGGCGGACCGUAGCGCCGGCCGGAAGCGACAGUGAGGGCUGGUGACCGCCGCAGUGGCCGGGGAGGCCGCGAGACGUAGUCUGUCUGUCUCCUCCUGACAGCCCCCCAGCGCGAAGGGCGUCGCCAUGUCGUCGGUGAGCCCCAUCCAGAUCCCCAGCCGCCUCCCGCUGCUGCUCACCCACGAGGGCGUGCUGCUGCCCGGCUCCACCAUGCGCACUAGCGUGGACUCGGCCCGCAACCUGCAGCUGGUGCGGAGCCGCCUGCUCAAGGGCACGUCGCUGCAGAGCACCAUCCUGGGCGUCAUCCCCAACACGCCGGACCCGGCCAGCGACGCUCAGGACCUGCCGCCGCUGCACAGGAUUGGAACAGCCGCUCUGGCAGUUCAGGUUGUGGGCAGUAACUGGCCCAAACCCCACUACACUUUGUUGAUCACAGGCCUGUGCCGUUUCCAGAUUGUACAGGUCUUAAAAGAGAAGCCAUAUCCCAUUGCUGAAGUGGAACAGCUGGACCGGCUUGAAGAAUUUCCCAGCACCUGCAAAACGAGGGAGGAGCUGGGAGAGCUGUCAGAACAGUUUUACAAAUAUGCAGUGCAAUUGGUUGAAAUGUUGGAUAUGUCUGUCCCUGCGGUUGCUAAACUGAGACGUCUUUUAGAUAGUCUUCCAAGGGAAGCUUUGCCAGACAUUUUGACAUCAAUUAUCCGAACAAGCAACAAAGAGAAGCUCCAGAUUUUAGAUGCUGUGAGCCUGGAGGAACGGUUCAAGAUGACUAUACCACUGCUUGUCAGACAAAUUGAAGGCCUGAAGUUGCUCCAGAAAACCAGAAAACCCAAGCAGGAUGAUGAGAAGCGGGUCAUAGCAAUACGCCCUAUCAGGAGAGUUACACACAUCCCAGGCACUUUAGAAGAUGAGGAUGAAGAUGAAGAUAAUGAUGACACCAUCAUGCUAGAGAAGAAAAUACGGACGUCCAGCAUGCCAGAGCAGGCUCACAGAGUCUGUGUCAAAGAGCUGAAAAGACUAAAAAAAAUGCCUCAGUCAAUGCCCGAAUAUGCUCUGACUAGGAAUUAUUUGGAACUUAUGGUGGAACUUCCUUGGAACAAAAGCACAACUGACCGCCUGGAUAUUCGGGCAGCCCGGAUUCUUCUGGAUAAUGACCAUUAUGCCAUGGAAAAAUUGAAGAAAAGAGUGCUGGAGUACUUGGCUGUCCGACAGCUGAAGAAUAACCUGAAGGGCCCGAUUCUCUGCUUUGUCGGCCCUCCUGGAGUUGGUAAGACAAGUGUGGGCAGAUCAGUGGCCAAGACGCUGGGUCGUGAGUUCCACAGGAUCGCGCUGGGAGGAGUCUGUGACCAGUCUGACAUCCGCGGACACAGGCGCACCUACGUGGGCAGCAUGCCCGGUCGGAUAAUCAAUGGUCUGAAGACUGUCGGGGUCAACAACCCAGUGUUCCUGUUAGAUGAGGUUGACAAACUGGGGAAAAGUCUACAAGGCGACCCUGCCGCAGCUCUGCUUGAGGUGGUUGUGAGGCAGUUGGUUCUCCAAGAUACUGUGAAAUUUGGAGAAGGAGAGGAGAGUGAGGCAAGUUAAAUCCCACAAGGCUUGCUCUGUUCAUCAAGAUUCAGCUGUUUUUCCUGAAUAAGCAUUCCUCAGACUGCUGCAAGUUAAUACGUCACAUUUGGGAAAAGUUGAUGUUGACAAUUUUUGCCAAACUCACUGCUUUUCAGAAAGAGCGGAUUUUCAGAGUUCUUUAUUCUGCCCUCCUAGAAGUGCUUCCUCCCACAUUAAAUGAUUUCAGUGCUACCU
Molecule: messenger RNA, 1826 nt
Organism: Otolemur garnettii (small-eared galago)
Lineage: Eukaryota; Metazoa; Chordata; Mammalia; Primates; Galagidae
Product: lon protease homolog 2, peroxisomal
Exons: 9
Coding region: 156-1610 (484 amino acids)
Biological process (GO): protein processing; protein targeting to peroxisome; protein catabolic process
Cellular component (GO): peroxisomal matrix
Molecular function (GO): ATP binding; ATP-dependent peptidase activity; ATP hydrolysis activity
Source: RefSeq, a predicted model, not a curated record